This is a messenger RNA of Conger conger (European conger), 6754 nucleotides long. Its product is annotated as ceramide kinase-like. The transcript is spliced from 13 exons. Gene Ontology annotation, molecular function: kinase activity. NCBI's taxonomy places the organism in Eukaryota, Metazoa, Chordata, Actinopteri, Anguilliformes, Congridae. Bases 682 to 2133 code for a protein of 483 amino acids. The record is from RefSeq and is a predicted model, not a curated record.
UCGUGAUUUUACCUCCAGUUCUUAUCUCCGUCAGUGUUUCACAGAGCGGUCUCCAGGCCCGUAAUUAGCCCGACGGCGUCUCACCUCCCCGAAUCGGCGGUGAGAGCCGAGCCAGCCCACCCUGAGCCUGGAACCCAGCCCUAAUUACCCCUUUAUACUCACAUCUCCCCACAUUAAACUUUAUUGGCAUGAAGUAAUCUGAGCCCUAAUUGAUACAAAGAGCUCAGUUUGUCCGGCCCGGGGGAGCCGUAAUGGGCUAGUUUCACAUGUGGCACUAGUUUCACUGGACGAAUAAUCUUCAUCUUCACCGAAUUUCACUGUACCCAUCUUCAGAAAGAUGCACGGAUGAUCUUAGAACUUUCUUUUUUCAGUGUAUUGGUUGUCCUUAGAAUGCCACAUAUGUACAAGUGCAUUAGGAUAUGGGAAAGCAAGGGCUAUGCAGCAAAGACAAAUUGUGCUCCAGAUACCGAGGAUCUCAUUAGCAUGCAGUCUGAAAGUAGCCUCCUGUAUGAACUGACAAACGAUGAAAAGUGCCCUCAGAAGACACGCGUCUGCGCUACGCAUAUGGAUCUUAGACACUGAAGCCGUGCAGGCAGCUACUGUGUUCCUGUGGCUGAAAUCGUAGCUGUUCGGGAGACGGAGGUGGACAGUCGGACCAAAGACGAAGGAAGGUGGCAGAAAAUGUCGCAGAAGCCUACUGAAGGGUGUCCAUAUGCUUUCACAGUGUCCUACGUGGAGAGGGGCAGGCAGCACCGCUGGCGGUGUAGUGAUGUCACCUUCCACUGCUCUGAUUGGACGCUGUGUCAGCAGUGGGCCCAGAGCAUCAGGGAGCAGCUGCUACUGCAGACCAGCAGACCAAAGCAUUUGCUGGUGUACAUUAAUCCCUAUGGAGGGAAACAACAGGGGAAACUGAUCUACGAGGAAAAAGUGGCCCCACUCUUUUCGCGUGCCUCAAUAUCCACCGACGUGAUUGUUACUGAAUAUGCGAAUCAUGCCAGGGACCACUUGAAGAUGGAUGCAGACCUAAAGAAAUAUGAUGGGGUGGUCUGCGUCGGGGGCGAUGGCAUGUUCAGCGAGAUCGUUCACGGGCUGGUCUCGCGGACGCAGGCGGACUGCGGGGUGGACCAGGACUGCGCAGAAGAGAAGCUCGUGCCCUGCACAAUCCGGAUCGGCAUCAUUCCAGCAGGUUCAACCGACUGCAUCUGCUAUGCGACGGUGGGCGCGAAUGACCCCGUGACCUCGGCCUUACACAUCAUCGUGGGGGACUCCCAGCCUCUGGACGUCUGCUCGGUCCACCACAACAACACGUUCCUCAGGUACUCGGUCUCCCUGCUGGGGUACGGUUUCUACGGGGACGUGCUCGCCGACAGCGAGCGGAAACGCUGGAUGGGCCCGGCCAGGUACGACUUCUCAGGUUUGAAGACGUUUCUGACACAUCAUUACUAUGAAGGAACCGUAUCGUUUCUACCAGCUACAGACAUCUUGGGGACUCCUAGGGACAAGAGCAAGUGCAGAGCUGGGUGCUACAUCUGCCAGCAUAACGGCAAGCUCCUCUCAGAGGACCCACUGCUCUACAAGAUGGAGGAGGAGCUGUCCUGCAGCGAGAUGGAGGGUGAUUGGCGGGUGGUCCGUGGGAAGUUCCUGGCCAUAAAUGCUGCGUGCAUGAGCUGUGCCUGCCCCCGGAGCCCAAAGGGCCUGUCCCCCGCCGCUCACCUGGCCGACGGCACCUCCGACCUCAUCCUCAUCCGCAAGUGCUCCAGAGUCAGCUUCCUACGGCACCUCCUGCGCCACACCAACAAGGACGACCAGUUCGACCUGGCCUUCGUGGAGGUGCAUCGAGUGCGCAAGUUCCGCUUCACGCCCAAGCAGUGCGAGAGCGACCUGGAGCUGGACCUGAGAGAGCGCGGAGCGGGCGGCGUGGCGGAGGGGGGGAAGAGGCUCUUCCGCCAGAUCUGCAGAGACCACCCCGCCUGCGGCUGCACCCCCGUCAACAGCAGCUGGAACUGCGACGGGGAGAUCCUCCCCCACGCCGCCAUCGAAGUGGGGGUGCAUUGCCAGCUCAUUCGCCUUUUUGCAAGAGGGAUCGAGGACCAGCCCCUGUUCGAGGACUUCUGCGCCCCCUCCGUAGUAUAGUCUUCCAAGGAGACAUCCGAAGCAGAGCCCUGCUGGACUGCACAGGGCUCAGGGAUACCAUAGAGGUCACACUGCUGUGCAGGGCUCAGAGAUACCAUAGAGGUCACACUGGUGUGCAGGGCUCAGACAUACCAUAGAGGUCACACUAGUGGUAGCUGCACGGCUUUCAUGAUGUUACAUUCCUCCACACAUGACACUCCUGCAUUACCCAUAUUCCCCCGUUGUUUCAGUGGCUGUGAUUGGUUGUUUGGGUUUAGAGGCAUCAGGUCGUUCUGCAGAGGAAGCUCUGAAAACUGUUGGCCGAGCACAUUUAGCUGUUGCCUCUUUCAUUAACCCCCUCACACCGAGUUGCAGGUCCCCUGGUCUGAAGUACAGUGACUGAGACAGAGUCAGGUCAGGGUUACUGGACAUAAGUAUCUUCGGCAAAGCCACUCUGUAUUCUGUCGUAGUAUUCCCUUUCCCCCUGCUAGACUGGCCACUUUAUUUGCUUGACUGUUACAAUAUCAAGUAAUUUAAUGUAAUCUUGGUUGUGUUUGUAUUAUGUAAGCCUUUCUGAUUCAGAAAACAAGCAUUUAUCGGUUUAUUUAAAAACAUUUAUUUAAGCACCGCUGCCUUGCCCCGCACUAUAGAAAAUGUGAAUUAUUCAUACUACAAACUUGCUGCAAAUUAUUCAGAGCCAAUGAUGUGCUCGGGGGAAAUGGUCCAAAACUACCAGAAAAGCAAUAAUUCUGCAUGCUGUUAUCUUAUAAUACCAUGUUGAAUGCACAACUUAUUUAAUUGGCCUUGCAUACAUUCCAUCUCCAUUCAUUGUACGUAGGUUUUUAGUGGGUUUUACAUCUCUCAAUGCAGUGUACCUGACACAUAACAUAUUUUAAACUGUCACCACUGUGUGGAAACAUGCCAUGCCUGUGUAUUGUUAAUGCUUUGACAAAACCCAACACCCAGCUAGCAGUUAACAGCGGAGCCAGUUUUCUAACUGGCAUUGUAGCAGUUUGUAGCUCUAGCAGUGCAGUGUUGAUACGUACAUUUAUUUUUCCUGCUCUGAAAAAUUAGAUAUGAUCUUAAUAGUGAGUCUGCUAGAUGUCAAUGUAAUUCAACUGUAGCACCAGUUUGAAAGGUUAUUUAAAAAACGCCCAGGGAGGGUAAUCAAGAAUUAUGAAGUUAAUGUUUUAGUGUUGCACUGCUUGUCUUAAAAUCUUAUCUGGUAUUAUCCUUUGUACAGACAAUACUUUUGUGAUGUCUGUAUCUUCCUGUAGUCUUGCCAUGGCUAAGGGAAGUCAGCACUGGUUUUAGGGUGAUGUCAAGGGUAGGGAGGGAGUGGGGGGUUCAUUCUGUAAAGUAUACCAUGGGGUGGUCCUGAGAAUGAGAAUAUACUGUAACUACAGUCUUUCAUGAUACUCAAACAUAUAACAAAUUGGCUUUUUAAACUCCUAAGUCCUCUGACUGUACAGGGCUGUACAGUGCUCCCAUUUUAGGCACAAUUACAUACUUGCGGGAAGUCUGUUGAAAAAUAGUUUAGGAGCACUAUACUCUACUAAUUGGGAGGCAUUAAUGUGCCGCUAAAGUUCCUAAACCUCUAAAUCUUGGGGGGGGGAAACAUCCUGGGAAGAUGUUAGCGUAGUGCCCUGUAUUAGGAAAUGGAAAGGAGACCAAGGACAUAUGCAUUGACCAAAAUGUACAGUGAUUAUUGCAUGCUGUCUACCUGCUUCAUACUUGAACCAGUCGUAAUGUAUUUUAGAUGAUGAAUCUUCAUGCUGUAUAUGGCAGAAGAGAUCGCGUUUUUAACUGGACAGAGGUGUUUCCUUCUCAGGAGCAGCCCCAGGUAAUGUUGAUGCGGUGCGGCACUAGCAGUGCGACGCACCUUAGCACUUUUAAACUGUUAUGUUAAAUCUCCUUCCACCCCAGAGGCGUACAGUAGAGCUCCGGUAGAGCAGGCCUCGGUCUGGACCUUUUCUGUCAGUGUGUUUAACCAGUGUCUAGACACUGGCUAAACAAACUCAUUAAAAUCAUGUAAAUUCAUGAAUUCACCUGAUUUUUUUUUUUUUUUCUUUUACUUUUUUUUGUGGAGAGAAUACCUAUUGCUCUUUUAAGGAUGUAGCUUACUGCUGCUACAGCAGAAAUGUGUUUAGAAAUAAAUUUGUGAUAGAUGUUAAUUAUGUUUUUGCUGUUAACGGUCGAAAAUAUUGUAGCAUUUCACUGUGGAGAUGAAGUGAGCUGAAGUGCUGUAGAGAGAACUGUAGCUGUUCCACUCUCCUAAACCUAAGUGAUGGAGUAUUAUUGCCUUUCCAACACUUGAGUUCUUUUGAAGAGGGGCUUUGCCAGUGGUAGCAGUGUACAGAUGCAACAUUAAAGUUUUGUGCAUAAACCAACAUUUGUUUUUCACAUCAUCAGUUUUAAAAGAAAACAUCUCAAAUUCAAACAAAAUGUUUUAUGUGACUACUAUCCAGAGGGAUAAUGUGUAUUCAGAGUUUGUUUUCUCACAAAUGUGUUAAAAUGAUGUAACCAUUUGAGUAUGUGGAUACUAGCUUUGGAUGCUGAAAUUCCAUACAGCAAGGCAUAAUCAUGUCUUAUCAUUCUUGUGCUUCUAUGGAUAUUCUGCAAAUGUGCUGCCUCAUAACCAAUUUCAUUUCUCAGUUAAUACAAGACACCUCAUUAUUUGUAAUUGAUAUCCAGCAUUAUCAAAUCCAAAUAUAUGCUGUAAUGUGCUCUGAUCGGGUCAGGUUGGUCUGUAUCCUUAGCCCUGCCAUCGGGCUAAAGAUCUGUAAGUUAUUGAAGGGGUCUUCUUGGCUGUGAGGUUUUAACUGAUUUAAAGGGAUCUGGAAAACCUGCUGGACUGUGACCUUCCAGCACCUGGGCCAGGUAGCCCUGAAUAUUGAGUAUGGCUUCUGUACAAGUGUCGAUGUGGGUUUGAGUUAGAGCCUUGAGUAGGCUGUUUGUAUGACUGCUGAGUUAACUGUGGGUAUGAGUCUAGAAUGAUCUAUGUGUACCAGCACUGAAUAGUUCAUGAGCAUUUAGCUGGCUUUGAGUGCAUGAGUAGUCUGUGUGUGAAUAUUGAGUAGGCUUUUAGGUGUACAUAUUCACACUGAAUAUUUUAGUUUGCUUUCAUGUUGUAUUUUGGACUCACCUCUACAUUGUCUAUGAAGUCUUUAACAGUAACAGUUACAGUAACUGAACAAUGUGGUAAUUGUAGGUUAAUUUGUGUGACUAAUUCAGUUUCUCAGAAAAUUAGUUUUCCUCACUCAUUUUAGGCUUUAAGGAGUAUUGUUUAUCAAAUAACUAAAUCCUAUUCUUUGGCAUUCUUUGGCCUGCAUUGUUUUUAGAGACUACAGUUUGUGACAAAGUAUUUUUGGUUUUUAAGCAGGUGGGAAUUCGCCCAAAUCAGAUCACUAGUACAGCGCAGAGGUUGUAUGUGAGCCAACACGUACUUAAUGUGUUAAAGCACUCCGAUACACUUUUAUGAUUUGCCAUUUUCAGAAGAGGCUUUUUAGAUAUCUCAUCCAUUUGCUUUUGUGAAAAUGUGCAGGCUUGCAGUGCGAAAGCGAAUCCAGACCGAGCCUCCGGAUGUCGCACCACCACAAGGUCACUAGAUGGACAAGUGUCACACAGAGAGGCUGAGAGGAUGGGCGAGCAGUAAUAAAACUGAUUACAUUUAUACAGCGGCUCGGAUCUCGAAGCGCCGUGCAGUGAAAGGUAUGGGGAGGGAAUUGCAUCAGCCACCGCCUGUGUAGCGAGAGAGAGGCAGAAACUAGCCCUCCGAGCGAAAGAGGGGGCACGGGGGCGCAAGGACACGGUGUAAAACAGGCCGGGGGAUUGCGACGCCUCCGUUUAGAAGGGGCAGGGGUGGUCUGGUUCGUCGGGAACCUCGCCUGCUUGUGCGGUUGUUCUGAAUGGUACACCAGGCGGCCAUCCGACAGCUGCUCCUCUCCACGGCCAAGAUCCUGUUGCUCGGCAAAAUUGCGGCUAUACAUCAGCCAUCCUGACAACCGCUCUUCGCAUGGCCGACCUAAACUCUUGAACCAUGGCGUCACAGUUGGAUAUUUGAUUUCUGUCCAGGCCCAUUAGAAGCUCGUUUGAAAUAUUCAGGAUAUGGUGGGGGGGGGGUUUUCUCCGUUUUGUUUUAACUCACACUCUGAAGGCUAGAGGGAGCUGUAGCACUAAUCUGCACUGUGAUAACAUGAGCGUCUGCUGACUUUAUCCCGUCAAACGCCCAGAGGACCAGUUGUAUGUUAUGAGGGUCUCAUUUGUGGGCUCAUGGGAUUGGAGCUUACUGACAGUACUGUACGUUGCUGCGUAAAUGCAAUAGUUGAGUCACCUGAAAAGUUUCUUUUUUCUUGUUCAAAAUCUAGUCGCAGCAGCUGUGUAUGCUAGCAGACCGAUACCACUGUGCUGCCUCAGUCAGCAGUGACAGGAACAUCAAUCACCAUUGGAGAGAGUCAUUUUAAUCAACGAUGAAUGAAAAUGUAAAACAAUUAGUAUUCAUAAUGUGACACAAUUAAAAAAAACCAGAAAAGCAAGAAAUUCUUGAUCUUGCAGGUUUCAAGACAGUGAAAGUGUAACCUCUGGUUUAUGAUUGUGGGUAUGAAUAUUUGGUAGUGAAUAAUAAAGGACAUUUGAAACGUAA